AUGGCCGGUGGCUACUCAGAUAUGCAUUCCCAGAUGCACUCGCAGAUGCAGCCGCAUUUGGUGCCACAGAUGCUGCCACAGAUGCACAGCUCUCUGCAGGAUAUCGACUACAACAACUCGCACCACACUUUCGAGCAGGCCCCAGCCUACGGCGGCCCCUUGCAAAUGGCGGACGGUGCUCCAAUGGGCAUGGCGGGCAACGCCGACGUGCUGGGUGAGCAGCAAAUGGGCAUGGGCCUCGGCAGUGGAGGCUGGUCGGGCUUGCUUGAUGAGCUGGCGGCUGAGCAUGAUACCGAGGGCGCCCCUGGCGUCGGCGGCUUGGACUCGGAGCAGGAGCGGCGGCGUCGUGAACGACGUCGGGCCAUGAACCGUGUGGCGGCAUCUCGCUGCCGGCGACGAAAGCUCGACCGCAUCUCGCAACUGGAAAGCCGCGUGCGAUCGCUGGCCAUAGACCAUCAAGGGCUGCGCGCUACACGAGCUGCACUUCGAGCUCAGGUGCGCUAG
Molecule: messenger RNA, 504 nt
Organism: Gryllus bimaculatus (two-spotted cricket)
Lineage: Eukaryota; Metazoa; Arthropoda; Insecta; Orthoptera; Gryllidae
Source: the annotation of a GenBank genome assembly